GUUUCUUGGUGCUGCUGGUGUAUUAUACGCUUACAUCUGCAUGUGCUGGUGAGAUGUGCUUGAGUUGGAAAUUCUCCUUCGUUCUCUCUGUUCCCCACUUUUCUUUAGCAAUUUACACUUCACGGAUCUUUUCAAGCAGUUUUUGGUUAUGGAAGUGAAUGAAUUUCUUCAUUUGGUUUCAUCAAUUAUGUUGUCUGAAUCACAGAUGAUGUAGCAGGAACGUUUGAGUCUUGGGUUAAUGGGGUGACCAUAGAAACAACGACUUUGUCAUGAGCAUUAAUGCCAGGAUUUAUUAGCAUAAUGAUAUGCUGCUGUUAUGGAUUGGUAUAUGCCAACUUUCAUAUAGGAAGAAGAAAGAAUGUGACACCAAAAAUCCUGUUAAUUGGAAGAAUUGCAUAGGCUUUUUAUUCAACUAGAACGUUGCCUUUAGAUCAAGCUCGUCCAUCUUCUGGGACUGGGUGCCUUUUUGGCAUGAAAUGGCCUAGCAAUUAUGCUAAGGAUGUUGUGGCAAUAGCUGUGUCACAUUCCAAUGUUUGGUGAAGCAAAAUAUUAGUGUGGAGUGUUACUGGCAAUCUAGGGAAUGAUGUGGCACUUACCAUAUUUUAUUAUAGUUCUAAAGGGGCUCUGGGGUGCUGAGAUACUAUUUGACCCAGUGACUUGUAAAUGCCUUAGUCAAAUUCAUCUCAUUCUUAGUUUUGAAUUUGACAUUAUGCUGCCUGUUGUGGUGAUCUUAUUUCGUGGGGCUGUAUACUGAGUGUAACAGUAACAGUAUUCAUAAAGAAUUCACUGUAAAUUUGUAUGCACUAUGGACACUGCAAUGUUGGACCAAUAGUGCAUAUGAUUGAUGGAGACUACUGUUCAUUUGCCCUGAAUUGAUAUUAACUUUCCUUUAAUGCUGGUGAUUGUUGUUAUUCUGCCAAAAGUUGGUUUCUGCAAUAGCACACCUACUCAUUACUGGGAGUCAUGUAGUGCUGGGUGAUGCUUUAUUUGGAUAUGAGCCUGUGGGUUUGCUGACAGAGAAGCUGUUUGAUCACCACAAGUUGGUUAUAUUCUCUCGUGGUCCUAAAAUGUUGAGGGAUGGAUGGAUACUAGUGCCGAGAGUGUUGAUAGCAUAGCCAGAAUGCAUGAACUUUCUCCCUUUUGCAUUAGCUAGUUUGAGGGCUGGAAAAAAUCUUCUUAGUUUGAAUUUAUUCUUCCUAAUUUUGAAUUGUCAUCCCUUAUUGGGGCUGAUGCACCUUCUUAAGGCAGGCCUCAUUCACUUUUUAUGCAUUUAUACACAACUCCCCUGUCUCUGGUUUGUGAAGAGAGUUUAUUACAAUUGGAUAUUGGGAUUGUGGUUUGUUGUUGAUAUUCCGGUAAAAGGCAAUUUUUUUAUUUGGAAAGUCAUUACAUUGAGUUUGAAGUUUUUCUUCAAAUAUGAACAGAUUCAGGAAUACGCAUGAUAAAAAGCAAUAUUAUUUACGGUGCUGUUUAAUUUAACACCAAAAACCUAUGUUUCUGUGAGGGUAUUAUUUAGUAUUUGGAUUAUAGUGAAAUCUGAAACUAAACCUGAAGCUCAAUGUUUCCUCAUAAUUGAAAGCCAAUGUUAAAUCUGUAUUUUUUCUGACAAUCCCCGGUUCUAAUUAUUUAAUAUAUAUAUUUUUAUAUUUGGAUUCUAUCAAUGCCAACACCAGUUUUUAGCAGAUGCUGUUGGCUUUAACACUUUUGUUUGUUAAAGAAUUGCUUCAUAACUUUUUGGCAAAAAAAAUUGCACAUAUAGUGACAUCUUUUUAAUUAUGUACACUUCAGACAUUGCCAAUAUCUGGAGAUAUGUAAGAUGUGGAUGGUCAGGGGCAUGUCCUUUGCACAGUGCUGAUUUUGUUCCAUAUAGUUAAUUAAUGUUUUUAGUGUUCUUGACUGGUUUUAAUCUGUUUCUUUCCUUUCUAAAUUGAAAUGAUCCAAUUUAACUCAUUGAAAGUAUGCCUCUUCCUUAUUUUGGCUUUAAAUUAUUAGAGCUGGGAUAAUGUGGAUUUCUAUUUUCUUGACUAUUAUGUUUGCCUGGUCUCAACCAUUGAGAAAGGUACUUUCUGCUCAUAAUUAUGUUACAAUUUUGUGAUUGGGAGAUUAAAAGAUAGUGGUUUUGAAAAAACUGGUGCUGGUUCUUAAACUAUUUGUGACAUAAAAAUCACGUCAUUUCCUUGUAGUAAAAACUGCAGUCUAGUUUUGACAUUUUUUCCCCCAGACUCUUGUGCUUUGUAUAAGAUAAACAGGGUGAACUUGUUUUUGUUUUUUUAACAAUGAAUCCAUCCUUUAAAUUUUCUGUAAGAUAUACAUCACUUUUAUUAAACCUUUCAUUUUUGUUGUAGUUCAAAUACUCUGUUUGUUUAGCUAAUACACUGUAUUUACAUAAACUAUUUGUGUUUAGUUGGUCUUGCCUUGACUACUGAUACUUAUUAGAAGGCAAAUAUAGGAGUCACUCACUUUUGUGCCUGAUUGUGCACAUAGUUGGUUAUCUUUUUCAAGUGCAGGAAAAGAAUAGAAAUGCUAACAUUUGCUGAGUGAUCUUUGUAAAUCUUGCCAGGUAAGUCUGUUGCUUGAGUCAUCCUACUUCCAAUCACUCCUCUUUUUAAGUCAUAUCUGAACUCUUGCUGCUAUGCAUGAUAAGCUAGAGCUAGAGUGAGGAACCAUCAUCCAUCUAAUUUAAAUGUCAGCUAUGUCAUUUUUUCUCCCUUGUGUAUGUACACUACUUCCUUUUUCCCUCAUAUAUUUUCUUGUGUCAAUGAAGAGAGGCAUCCUAUGAGCUUGGUUUCAAGUGAUUGAACUUAUUGGGGCUCAUGGUAUUUGUUAUGGUUAAGGAGUAUAUGAGUGGCAACUGUUUAGUAUUUUACAGGCUAGUUUCUGCCAAUUUAUGGUGAAUUCCCAAGCCUUGAUGAUCUGAAGCAUAUAUUUCCUCCUCUCCUUCAGAAAUAAUUGCCAGUGGCGAUUCUCCUCAUUUGGCCAAAUUGUAUUGUGGCUGGUAGUCAUGCUUCUCUUUUUGUGCAUGCCUGUUCAUGGCGUUCUAGUUCACCUGGGCUGUAGCCUUCAUCUAUCAUGCAAUUUUGGUGGUAAUUGGAACACUAACAUAGAUAGUAUAGCUCAUGCUCUGGACAUGAAGUUUCAAGCUAGGUGGUCUUCUGUAGGCCUAGAUCCUUUUGCCCUGUAAAGGAUUGAAUGGCAAAUGAUGUAAACUGAUGAAUAAUAUAUCGAUAAUCUAAGGAAUUUUUCUAUUGACUAGACAUGUGGAAGUGCCAGUGGUGCUUGUAUAUGCUGUAAGUGGAAGAGGAAGGUUGAGUUAUUUGCUGGUCUAACUUAACCAUACUGUCUAUUUUGACUCCUGAGAUUGCUAGUGAGUCAUGGGGCAUAGACAUUUAUAUAGCUCAUCUCCAAUAUUUGAGGGUGAACCUGACCAGAACUGGAAUCAUAUGCAUAUGGAUCAACAAUAUGUGAACCAUGGUAGGAGUACCACUUCAGACAAUGGUUCUUUUAUUUAUCCUUUGGAAAAUAUGUCCAUAGAUAGCAUUUCUUUUCCAUCUCAUUGGAACACUGCCCCAAGGUCAAACGGAUAUGCAUCCACAAGUCUCAACAUUGAAGCACCCCCUCAUCAAACAGAUGUAUCAGGCACUUCUCAUGAUCAUUUUCUGCCUUCAUCAAGUGCUGGAAUGUUUUAUGCAGUGCCUGAAAAUUAUGUACACCAGCCUUCUAAUUCUAAUUAUGACAGACAAGCAUUUUCUGCUGCUGAUGGGGGUUUUAUUGAUCUUACAAUGGGAAAUGGACGAGGGCCUCACAAGCGAAAGAGCCCUGGAAUUCCUCCAGUCUGUGAAAGAGGCAGUACAAGCAGAUAUUCCAAUGCUACAAAUGCAGCUGAUCGUCCUACAUCUUCAGAAUUGCAGCCAGAGAAGCCCAAUAUGGAUUCUCUAUAUAUGCCUUGGGACCAUGUUAAUAUGACACCCACAUUUAGAGGUAGAGGCCUAUCUAUAAGGGGUGAGGGUCCUUUAAGGAAUGUGAGGAGCCGUUCUGCACUUGAUUUGGAAUCCAACCUGGCUAGGACCCAUUUAUCAAAUACUCAUCCACACAACUCAUACUCUACUGGUCUACCAAUUGACCAUUCUAACAUGGUCGAUCUUUCAACUCAAACUUCUGGCACUUUGACCAGGGAUUGGAGCCCAAUGAGUAUAUGUCCUCCUCAUGGAAGGGUGUCAUCAUCAGAUGCAAAUGCUUUUAAUCACGAGGCAAGUCAUUUCCUUAUUGGAAGCAGUUCUAGUAAUGCUCCUGUAGAUGUUGGAGGUUUUCAUAAUGAAUUUGGAACUAGUAGAAAUCCUACUGCUCCUCAAAGUUUUCAUAAUAAUCUGACUCAAACUGCAAGAGGAGUUCACAGUAACUACUCUCAAAGAUCCACUCCAACUUUUAGGGCUUCUUCUAGCUUACGUUUGGGACGUGUGGCACCUUCUGAUGAUGGAUUGCAUAUGGUGUCCGAAAGUUACUCUUCUAGACAGCCAAGGCCAUUGACCACCGUUGGCUGGCAGAACAAUAAUAGAAAUGGAAGGUCAAGAAUACCUAGUGACAGAUAUCGGUCAUUGGAUGAUGAGGGUUUCAUGAUUGUUGAUCGCACUUCACUGUAUGGACCUAGGAAUAUGCUUGAUCGACAUAGAGACAUGAGGAUGGACAUAGACAACAUGAGUUAUGAGGAACUACUUGCACUUGGAGAGAGAAUAGGCCAUGUGAGCACAGGAUUGUCUGAGGAUUUGAUUUCCAAGUAUUUGACAGAAACAAUAUACUGUUCAUCUGAGCAAAGUCAAGAAGAAGAAGCUUGUGCAAUCUGCCUGGAAGAAUACAAGAACAUGGACGAUGUCGGGACGCUGAAAGCUUGUGGACAUGAUUACCAUGUGGGUUGCAUUAGGAAGUGGUUGUCUAUGAAGAAAGUAUGUCCUAUAUGCAAAGCUUCUGCUUUGCCUGAGGAUAAGAAGGGCAAAUAAACAAUUUAUUCAUUAUACUUUAGUUUAACGUAUAUCAUCAUUCUGUACAUAUAUUUGGAUAUUCCUUGAAGUGGAGAAAACAGACUUCCAUUUGGAUAUGUUGUUGUAAUAGCUAAUGCUAUACUCUAUCUAUAUGUCUAUGAAUUCGUUCUCUUUGGCUUCACUCUUAAUUUCGUGAAGCCUUGAAAUUAAAUUAUCGUACUUCAAUAUUUGAUUUAA
Molecule: messenger RNA, 5210 nt
Organism: Glycine soja
Lineage: Eukaryota; Viridiplantae; Streptophyta; Magnoliopsida; Fabales; Fabaceae
Product: probable E3 ubiquitin-protein ligase RHG1A
Exons: 9
Coding region: 3372-4991 (539 amino acids)
Molecular function (GO): ubiquitin protein ligase activity
Source: RefSeq, a predicted model, not a curated record